AUGAGCGCGAGCCGAGACAAGGCUCAGGUGGGUGACGUCUCUAUUCCGGCAGCGGCCGCGGCGGCAGCGGGGAGCCCUCCGGAGCGCCUCCUGGGGGACCCCGCGCCCGGCUGGCAAGCGGACGGCGGCAUGGAGAGCCGCGCCGAGCCGCGCCUGGCGCCCGGCGCCGAGCCGCUGCCGCCCGCCUACUCCUGCCCGGUGGUGGGCAGGGAGCGGGCCGGCAGCGAGCUCUCCGGCGGCGGCGGCGGCGGCACGGGCGGGCCCGAGGGGGCGGGCGCUGCCCUGCCCGCCGCGCUGCACAGGACCACGUCCUUCUCGGUGCUGGACAUCCUGGACCCCAACAAGUUCAACAGCCGGAGCCGCCGGCAGUGCGCUCUCCUCUACAAGGCUGCGGCCGGCGCCGCGGAUUACGCGCUGGCCACGGACGCCCAGAAGCCCGACGGCGACGCGGGCGCCGAGGCCAGGACGCCCACCGAGGACGGCCAGGCGGGCCGGCGGACCAAGGCCUCGCCCGAGGCGCGCAAAGUCCCCGAGCCGGGGCGGCUGCAGAGGAACGCUGGCCGCGGGCGGGAAGCGGCUGGCUCGCCUCUGCCUUUCCGGAGCGAGGCCCGGGGAAGACCGGCCGCGUCGCCGCGGCCCUUCUCCUCCUCCUGGCUUUCCGUGAGGGCAGUCGCUGGUUCUGCGAACGGUGCGGGGCUUCGUGCCCCGAAAUCGGCCGGCCAGCGGGCCUGCUGGUGCAAGGGCUGCGCGGCAGGCCCACCGGGGAGAGGCCCGUUCUUGGGGAAGGCUCGGGGCGCGAGAACUUGUUCGGGCGCCGCGGGAGGCCACGCCAGCGCACCGAAACUCCUGCACGUGCCCUGGAGGCCCAGCCAGAGGGAGGAGACGUGUGGCAAUUCCGACGUGCUGAGUUUAAAAGGAGGAGGGCACGCCUGGGUUCGGGAAGCCUCGGGAAGGCAGUCCCGGGGGCGCCUUCUUCGGGCCGGGGCGGGUCGCGGGUCUCGUUCCGCGCCUGGGAGCCAUAAACGGAGGACGCGCGCCGCCCAAGCCAUCUCCAGCCCCCGGCAGCCCCUGCCCGGUGCCUGCGGACGGACAGGCCAGAGGCCGGGCCGCGGGGAGUCUCCCGACCCGCCGGGACUGCAGGGCUGCCGCGGCCCCUCGCGCCUCGCGCAGGGAAAAGAGCCCGGCCCUCCGCCGCGCUCCGAAGCGGCCCGGGGACGUCGGGAGAUCAGGCCCGCGGCCACGCGCCCCGCUCGUCCCGGGGCCGUGCGGGGGGCGGUGGGGGCCGCAGGCGCGCCGCCUAACCGGGUUGCUUGUCGCGCAGAGGCUGAGGCGGAGGCGGGCGCCGGCAGGAGCCCGUGCGCGGAGAGCGAGGCGCCGGACGACGACGACGAGGACGAGGCCGAGGACGAGGACGAGGACGGGGAGCUGUGCAGCGAGGGCAGCAGCGCCAGCGAGUCGGGAGGCCCCGGCGCAGGCGGCGGCCUCGCGGGCCCCGUCGAGGCGGGCGGCGGCCUCCGCCCGGACGACAGCGAGGCGCCGCCGCCCCUCGCACCGCCGCCGCCGGGAGGGGCCCAGGGGAUCGGGCCGCCGCCUCCGCCGCCGCCGCCGCAGCAGGCCCCGGCGGGGCCCCCGGCGGGAAAGGCCAAGCGGAAGCGGCCCGGCUCGGACUCCAAGUCGGGCAAGCCCCGGCGGGCGCGGACGGCCUUCACGUACGAGCAGCUGGUGGCGCUGGAGAACAAGUUCAAGGCGACGCGCUACCUGUCGGUGUGCGAGCGCCUCAACCUGGCGCUGUCGCUCAGCCUGACCGAGACGCAGGUCAAGAUCUGGUUCCAGAACCGGCGCACCAAGUGGAAGAAGCAGAACCCGGGCGCCGACACCAGCGCGCCCACGGGCGGCGGCGGCGGCGGCGGCCCGGGCGGCGGCCCGGGCGGCCUAUCGGGCGCGCUCAGCCCUCUCAGCCCCUCGCCCCCCAUGGCCGGCCACGGGCUGGCCAUGCACGGCCCGCCAGGCGCCUACGCCGGCCACCCCCCCGGCGGGCUGGUGUGCGCCGCGCAGCUGCCCUUCCUGCCCAGCCCCGCCGCCGUCCUCUCGCCCUUCGUGCUGGGCUCGCAGACUUUCGGGAGCCCUGCUUUUCCCGCUCCUCCCCAGAGCGCGUGCCUCUCGACCGGCCACGGAAAUCGAAGGAAGCGGAAGAAUCUUGCGAACGAGUUAUUAUUGGAUGCGAGCGGGGCUCUGGACUCCGGGCGCGAGGCGCAGCGAGGGGCGAAGGCAGCCCCGGAGAGGGAGCCCUGCGGGCGAGGAGAGGCCCUGAGCCCCCGCCCUGCCGGCCCCCGCGCACCCGAGCGGACUGGGGAGAGCCCUGCUGGGGCCUCCCGCACCCCCGCCGCCCGCCCGCCCGCGGAAAAGCGCGAAGGCGCAGCUGCCCUCGCUCGGAGUGGCCGUCCUGACGUGGCACAGCGACACGGGAGAGCGCCUGGGAGGAGGCACGGCCGGGGUGGAGGCCGCCCCGUCGCCCCCGAAGCAGCCUCUAAACCUGGCCGGCCCCGCGCAGCUCCCGGAGGUCCCCGCAGAGUGCGCGCCCACGUCCAGAUCCACCGGACGUCCGUUCUCGCGCAUCGCCGCAAACGCGGAUCCCAGGCGGGGUCUCCGGAGAAGCUGCGUCGUGCGACUGUGGCGGGAGAGGCGGAAGCUCGCCGGUGGAGCCGCGCUGGAGCCGCCCUGAACGGCGUGGGCAGCAAGCGAUGCGCAGGAAUUCGCUCAGCGCCGGAGCGGGACGGCGGCGCGGGGGCGGGCGAAUGGCCCUCGGAGAAAAACCGGGCGAGCCAGCUCAGAGCUGGCGGCGUCCUGCCGAGCCGCCGCGUCCGGAGCUGCGAGGCUCCGGCUGGCCUCGCCGGGACAGCGAGCCCGGCUCCGACUCCCUCGGCCCGAGGGGACGACCCGGGCACGAAGGCGCUUCCCGCCCGAGAGAGCCGCGCGGGCAGGGCGAGGAGCGGGGCUGAUGCAGGGCGACCUGCGCGGCGGAUGGGGCGCCCCGCGCUGGCCCGGGAGAGGGCCGGGAGGGCCCCGCGGAGCGGCCGGCGGGUCCUCGUGGGAGGGAUGGGGCAGCCUCUCCAUCGCUCGGCCGUGGCUCGGAGGGGACCCAGCGCCGCUCCCCGCUUCUCGGCCCGGGCGCGUUCCAAGGAUGUGCCGAAGCAGCGGCCAGCUCGCAACCCGCUGCUGCAACCUGCGCUCAGUCGUGCCUGCGGUGCUCCUGGGGUGCUCCCCUUCACUGCCCGAUCCGCGCCCCCAGAGGUGGUCGCCGCACCCGGUUUCCGUGCCGGGGCGGGGGAUGCCGCCCUCCCUGCUCUGCGCUGGAGCGCCUCCGGACCGGCAGCCUCCCCAGAGGCGGCCCCCUCGCUCGGGAGUCGGAGGCACGAGGCCGCGCGAGAGCCCAGGCUUCCCGCAGCGCGGGCGCUGGGGAGAGAGCCUCCCCCCACCCCGGGGCCCCGGAAAGGGCAGGCGAUGCCGGGGCUUGUGAUCGGCCUGCCCCUUCCAGGCCCAGUCUCAGGUCCCCGGAGCUCUCUGGGUGACCGAGGGGGAGCUACGGUCCCCUCGCCUGGCAGGCCUCACUGGGCGGGGGGAAGCGGCAGCGCUGCCUGGUGCAAAGCCUCCGGUGACUGCGGAUCGUGCUGGCGCUGA
Molecule: messenger RNA, 3678 nt
Organism: Varanus komodoensis (Komodo dragon)
Lineage: Eukaryota; Metazoa; Chordata; Lepidosauria; Squamata; Varanidae
Gene: NKX1-1
Product: NK1 homeobox 1
Exons: 7
Coding region: 1-3678 (1225 amino acids)
Biological process (GO): regulation of transcription by RNA polymerase II; cell differentiation
Cellular component (GO): nucleus
Molecular function (GO): DNA-binding transcription factor activity, RNA polymerase II-specific; RNA polymerase II cis-regulatory region sequence-specific DNA binding
Source: RefSeq, a predicted model, not a curated record